Trichoderma asperellum CBS 433.97 is the source of this 912-nucleotide messenger RNA. RefSeq lists its product as uncharacterized. NCBI's taxonomy places the organism in Eukaryota, Fungi, Ascomycota, Sordariomycetes, Hypocreales, Hypocreaceae. The record is from RefSeq and is a predicted model, not a curated record.
AUGGAAGCUACCUCGUCGCCCAUGAAGCGACGCGCCGUGCUUGGUGCAAAGGACGCGAACGCGGCACUGACAACACCGAGUACACACAAAAUUACCAGGAUAGGAACACCAAUGCUGUUAACACCUUCAUCUCUCUUGGUGAGCAGUCCAAUGGGAGGAACUGUAUCAGAAAAAGGAAAGAAGCGAACGGCAGAAGAGGGGGGCGAAGAGGUAGCGGACGAGAGUCCGGAGACCAAGAAGACGUGUGUUGAUGGGACUACGCGGUCACGGUCACCCAGCAUUGAAACGAGCUCUCUCUUCGAUACUUCUGCCGGAGACGCUUCCUGGGCUACUGCACCAACAGAACCAGACACGGCCACGACAGCUGCAGAUACGCUACUGACAGCUACAAGGCCUAGAGCAUUAACGAGGGAGCAGGCAAGAGAGAAAGCAGAGAUUCUCCGAUUGCGACUUGGUCUCGCAGGAUACAAGCUGCGCACCGGCCAAACAACGAUUCCCCUCUCCAAACUCCAGCGCAAACCCCUCCCUCCAUCAACAGUUACACGCAAACGAGCACAUACCGUUACCCAUACGAAACCGACGAAUACGCAUAGUAGGGCCCAAAGCGCGGAUUCAAUCCCGCAGGUGCCCGCACUGUCACAAGUGUCGACCACCACAUCGGUAGCAUCUGAUGCUAUGACUCUACCUGCCUCUCAGGAGAGUGUUAUUGUAGAGACCAGGGGAAACACGCCUGACCGCAUUGAGUCACAAGAAGAAGCUGGGAGUAAUGAAAGAGACAAGACGGUUCUGCUUCCCAUUAGCGAACUGGAUUCUCCUUCUAAAUUCUUCCAGUCGAGCCCGGCACCAGCGCCGGUAUCAUCUCUGAGGAGCACAUGUACAGAUACGGCGUCAAAUGACGUAGAAAGGUCAUGA